This is a messenger RNA of Aureobasidium vineae, 2046 nucleotides long. The record is from the annotation of a GenBank genome assembly. Lineage: Eukaryota; Fungi; Ascomycota; Dothideomycetes; Dothideales; Saccotheciaceae.
CAGUGUGCAAUACCUGCAGUCGUAUUUCUCAUCUGCAUCAUAGCAUAUCCGUCGCUGUGGUUGCUUCGACACCUCGGGCCCCAACCCCUGACCAAACAGCAAUCCAUCAUACUCCAUGUAUAUGCCUUGGUGAUCCUCUUUUGCUAUUACAAGGCAUGUUUUACGGAUCCGGGUAGAAUUUCGAAAGAAUGGGUGCCCAAGCAGAGCCAAACGGUCAAAGAGAAGGACACUCAACGCCAAAGAUGGUGCCGUAAAUGCCAGGCUUACAAACCACCACGGGCUCAUCACUGCAAGACAUGUGAGAGCCCCUGGACAGCCAAUUGCGUUUCGCACACUACCUUUCCGCACUUUGUUCGCUUCUUGUUCUAUGCUGUUGCUGGCAUGUCGCAUCUUGGAUGUAUCCUAUGGUCUCGGAUGUACCACUUGUGGACGCAGAGAGAUCUACCGANNUAUUUUGGCCCAAGUCCGACUUUGUUGUUUAGUCUUUUCCUCAUCACUGCCUUGAACUCGGUGGUUGUGUUUGCACUGUUUAUCUUGCUUGCUCGCACACUAUGGUGCCUAGGCGCAAACACAACUACUAUCGAGGGUUGGGAAAUUGAGAGACACGAGACAUUGCUUCGCCGUGCAAGAUACCUUGGCGGAGUCCUCGAAGGCCCUAAUGGAGCGAAGAUACGCAUCACCAGGCAGGAGUAUCCAUGGGACAUUGGAAUCUUCUCGAAUAUCGCUCAAGGCAUGGGUAGCUGGAAUCCUCUUGCCUGGUUCUGGCCAUUUUCCUUCACCCCUUCUGUCGAGAGUGGACUCGAAUUCGAAGACAACGGUCUGGAAUACCCGGAUCGAAUGUUCCGUAUGGCACCUGCAGAAAGAGCUUUCGAUCCAGAAAACGCUUUCACUCAUUCCAUGGAUCCGGACGAGGUAUACAAGAGGCAGCAAGCUGACCGCAUGCGUCCUUCCCCCAUCGCAGAUAAUUCCGAGCUUCGACGCAGGCAGCCCUUCCAUGUGCGGCAUGACAAGAACAACAACCACAGACAUCACGAUGAAGACUAUGCUUAUGGCACUGACUAUGAAUCAGACGGUGAAGAACAAGAGCGAGAGGCAUAUGAAUGGCAACCAAAGCCAGGAGAAGGUGAAGAAGGCUGGCGAAACUCGGAGGGUGAGAGAUUGGACGACUUUGGCGUUGACGAAGACGUCGAGUUUUACGAUGAGGACGAUGUGCCUCUUGGUAAGUUGAUGAAACGGAAGAAUUUGGUCUACUCAAAAGCUGCAGGCUUCGUCCCAAAGCUCACAACUACCGUCCUCUCCUAUCUCUCGCCAAAGCCAACCGACAAGAUCCUCGACAUUGGCUGCGGCGAUGGCNCCUUGACUGCCCAAAUCGCCGCCUCUUUACCUCAAGGCCAGAUAUUCGGUCUCGAUGCAUCAGCUUCCUUCAUCCAAACCGCGCAAGAGAAACACUCGAGCCAAAACUGCACCUUCAAACUCCAAGAUUGUCGUCAUAUUGCCCAGUAUGCUGAAGCGGUAGACGGCAGCUGGGACAAGGUCUUUAGCAAUGCCGCAUUGCACUGGAUUUUACGCGAGCCGAGCACCAGAGAUGCAGUGUUCAAGGACAUUCAUUCAGCCCUCAAACCAGGUGGUGUGUUUGUGUUCGAGAUGGGAGGAAAAGGCAACGUGGAAGCUGUUCACGCCACCAUUCUUUCCGUUCUUGUCGCCAAUGGUAUCGCUCUUUCUACUGCUAGAGAAGCUUGUCCAUGGUUCUUCCCCAGCGACGUGUGGAUGACGCAACAAUUACAAAAGUCUGGCUUUGAGGUUGAGAAGUGUGAAUUGGAGUAUAGACCUACAAAGUGUACUGCCAAAUCUGCUGAUGGGUCUGGUGGCUUGGAAGGGUGGGUCAAGUUGAUGGGUGCGGAGAUGUUGAAUGUGGUUGAGGAGAGCAAGCGAGCAGACAUCGUCAGGCAAGUCUGUGAUAUUUUGGAGACUGUGGUGACGAGAGAGGAAGAUGGGAGUCAAUUCCUCAACUAUGUUAGGCUUCGUGCUGUGGCUCGCAAGAUUUAG